Molecule: messenger RNA, 1983 nt
Organism: Colletotrichum truncatum
Lineage: Eukaryota; Fungi; Ascomycota; Sordariomycetes; Glomerellales; Glomerellaceae
Product: fungal specific transcription factor domain-containing protein
Biological process (GO): DNA-templated transcription; regulation of DNA-templated transcription
Molecular function (GO): zinc ion binding; DNA binding; DNA-binding transcription factor activity, RNA polymerase II-specific
Source: RefSeq, a predicted model, not a curated record
AUGGAAACCCCACCGGCCGAAGAGCCCGCCGCCGACCAGGCCGUUACCACCACGUCGAGCGGCCGCCGUUCAACGGGUAGGCGAGCGUGUGUUGAAUGUAGGCGGCGGAAAAUAAAGUGUGACCGACAGUACCCAUGCUUAGCUUGUGUCACGAGUGGGCAUGAGUGCCUGCAGCCGCCUCCCGGGCCACCUCGAAGGCCAAGGCGGCGGAAUCAUCAUGAGCUUCACGACAAAAUUGCUCAGAUUGAGUCGCUUCUGAGGCAGUAUGUUGGAGGUCCCAAUUCUACUCAGCGCCAUGAGUUAGGUUUCGGUCCUGAAUCCCAGGCAACUUCGGCGGAUGAAUUGGGAAGCUUUCAACAGUCCGAUGCCAGCAAGCAGUCGCAGCCGCAACGGUCAAAAGGCCAACUUGUUCAUAAGUUGGAUGGCACCCUAGAGUUCCGCGACAGCAAAGCAAUGACUGUUGUAUUUGAAGACUUACAAACAAUACGGGCUCUCAUAGAAGUUGAGCUAGAUCAAGCAACAUGGCUGCCAGAAUCAGAGACCCCUGGCGAGGCCCAGCAAAGUUGUUCUCUCAACAUGUCCUUCACGUCUCAACUUUUCACCUGUAUCCCCUCAGAGAAUGCGAUCAAAGUCCUCUGGAGCGUGUUCCUGGAGCGUGUAGACCCUCUCACGAAGAUAAUUCACGUGCCUACUUUUAGGACACGUGUGAUUGAUUCUAUGAACAGCUUCACAAGCAUUCCGUUGGCUACACAGGCUCUGAUGUUCUCCAUAUUCUUGACGGCUUCUGGAUCUUUAACGCGACAAGAACAUUGGGAUAAUUUAGGUCAAAGCAAGACUGACGCCAUCGCUAACUUUGAUCGCGGCUUAAGGUUAACCCUCACAAAACUAAACUAUUUGAGAAACCACAACUUGGAGGUACUUCGGAGCUUAGUUUUAUAUUCGUUGUUUCAGCAAACUCGAUAUGGCUCCUACGAUCCGUGGAUUCUCAAUGGUGUCGUGAUCAAUAUCGCCUGCCGGCUGGGCUUACACUUGGACGGGACACACACAAGUCUUUCUCCUUUCGAGUGUGAAAUGCGGCGGCGUCUUUGGUGGCAGAUUGUGAUCUUGGAAACUAGGUCAGGCGGGACUGUUGGAACCGGUUCACAUCUGCUCCCAUCGCAUCGAAAUACUCGCAUUCCACUUAACGUCGACGACGAAGAUCUUAAUCCUACCAUGGUAACGGAACCUCAGCCAAACGUCGGUCCUACGGAGAUGUCAUUUUGUAUUGUGACAUACAAAGCUAAGCAUAAAGUGCUAGCACAACCCCAUCUGUCGUCAAUCGACGAUGUGUUAUUUGGUCCAGUGCCAUCGACAUCCCCUCAACACAGCAGUGCUUCAACAGAACGUUCAGAGACCGUCCACACUCUUCAACAAUUUUCGAAAGAAUUCAACAUAUAUCUAUCUCCUCUGGAAACACAACUCUGUCCUGAUCCUUCUACAAACCCAUUGCAUGGCAUGGCACGGUGCGGCCGCCAAGCACUCAUUCGUAUCGUUGAAAUACUUGUUACGCCUAUGGAAGACACACCGGAAUGGGGAAUCGAGUUGCACAACUCAGAUGACAACUUCUUCCGCGUGAGCCUUGCAGUGAUUGAAGAAGUACUCAAGGCCAGAAAAGCAGCUAGUCAUCGCUUUGCCUGGCACGCAGAUAUCGAUUUCAAGGUGGAGAUAUUCUACUAUCUAGGUGCCCAGCUGCAGAGUCGCAUCUCGGGGACCAUGGCUGACAGAGCCUGGACGGUGAUUGAGGAGACCUACGGGCUUCACGAAGAGCUUUGGGAAUUGGGAGACAAGGAGAACAUGACUCUCGCUAAUAUCCUGCUUGUCGCCUGGGGGAGGCGCAUAGCACACUUUGCUGAAAGUCAGAUUGUAUUACCAGAACCUCCCUUUCUGUGCCGUUUGCGGGACGAGGUAAUGACUAUCAAGGCUCAGGCCUUGGGGCUCUUCUAG